GAACGGUCGACUGGUGCCUUGGUUAUAGCCAGCAUGCUUGAUUUUUUAACUUUUGCUAUUUGUGCUCCUUAUAGCGAAACUACAUCUGGUUCUACAUUUGAUACGAUUUUAGAAUUAGUCGCAGCUCGUGGGCAUAGUUUCUAUCAUCUUUUUCAAUAUCCAUCAAUGACCAUUGUUAAAGGUGCUGGACUGGUUAUGCGAGCAAUAAUUGAAGAAUCUACAAUCGAUAUUUCCAGACAAAUGCAAAUGCUUUCACUUACAGAGGGUGCUUUUUUGAAACACCUUCACAUGGCACUGCUUUCAACAGGUCGUGAUCUACGAGUUCUUGCCAAUAAACAACUUAGCGGUCAUCUUAUAUCAUUAUGGAUUACGGAAAAUAGCGCGGCUUUGAAUUUAUUGAGCAGGUGUUUGCCUCGUGGUUUGCUGGAUUAUUUAGACUCAGCUGAAAAACCUCAUAUAGCAGAGAAUGACCUUCUUUUGAUGAGAAAUAAUUUGAAAGUCGCAACAUCGGAAUCAAAACAAGGAGUUUUCACGGAACAAAUGCAAUCCAUGCAAAUAACUUUGGAAGCUAAAUUUGAUCAGUUUCUCCAGCACUGGAACUUGGAUCAGAAAUUAUCUUUUUUUCAGAAAAGAGAUGUAGCUGAUUUAAUCUGGAAUGAAAAAACUCGUGAAGAUUUUCGCCGUUGCAUAGAAACCGAAUUGCGAAUGCUCGAACAAGAAAAGGAAUUAUCAUCGAGUGGCACAUCGAUUGCCUGGAAUUACACCGAUUUUGAGAUCUGUUAUACAUCGCUUGCGGAGGAGGUAAAAAUUGGUGAUUAUUAUUUACGACUUCUUUUGCAAGAAACUGAAACUAAUGCAACUUCAAUACAUAAUUCACCCGAAUUCUUCAACAAUGUGUAUCAUCGGUUUUUGCUGUCCGCAAAAUCCGAAAUGCGAUGUCUUUGUCUUCGAGCAAUGGCUUUUACGUAUGGACGUCAUUAUCUCACUAUUGGUCCGUUCCAGGAUUCGAAAUAUAUUGUAAAUAUGUUAGCUAAAUGUGCGAACGCUGGAGAACGUGAUCAUCUUAUACUCUUAAUUAGCAAAUUAGUUCUCAAUAAAGAAAAUGUUCGCGAUUUAUUAUCUGCAGGUAUUCUACCAAUACUUGUAGAUUUUGCCGUUUUAUCUCAUUUGUGCAUUAAUCGUGCCACUGUGCCUAAUAAGAUGCAAAAUAAUUUAAUUGAAGGCGACUCCAGCAAUAAGGAUCAUGAAUCUUUAGAAUGGUAUUACGCGGAUAAAGCUGGAAGUCGACAUGGCCCUUUCUCUUUCGGAGAAAUGAAAAAAUUUUAUGGUGAUAAAACAGUAUUCGAACGAACACAAAUAUGGGCACAAGGCCUUGAUCAUUGGACUUCUUUAUCGAGUGUUCCUCAGUUUCGUUGGACUGUUUGUUCUCAAGCAAAUACUGAUAUCUUAUAUAAUUUCACUGAAUUAUGUAUUGGUAUUUUAGACAUAUUGAUACAAAUGUGUAUGUAUUAUCCUUCGAGGGACGAAAAUAAUUGCGUUAUUCGUCCUUUGCCGCAGGUCAAGCGUAUAUUGUGUGAGCCAACUCUUUUAUAUCAAAUUGUCCAACUUUUGCUAACUUAUGAUCCGGGUAUUGUUCAGAGGAUCGCUUCCCUUCUUUUGCAUAUAAUGGAGGAUAAUCCUUUUUUAUCAAGGCUUUAUUUGUCCGGAGUUUUCUUUUUUAUUCUGAUGUACAAUGGUUCCAAUGUGUUGCCGAUUGCGAGAUUUCUUCAUUAUACUCAUAUGAAGCAAGCAUUUCGUUCGACUGUUGCGAAAUCCGAAUUUGUUUCUCAUAGUGUAUUGAGUCCAUUAUUACCCGAGGCAGCAAUACUAUAUUUGGAAGAAUAUGGUGCGGAAAAAUACGCACAAAUGUUCCUUGCAGAAUUCGACAAUCCAGAAAUCAUUUGGAAUGCAGAUAUGAGGACUCAUCUGAUUGAACGCAUCGCUCUACAUGUUUGUGAUUUUUCAAGUCGGCUAACAUCAAAUAUAAAAGCGAUAUAUCAGUACUGUCCAAUUCCUGUUGUUGAUUACGCUCAACUCGAUGGUGAACUUUUUUGUCAUGUAUAUUAUUUACGACAUUUAUGUAAUAUGAAAAAGUUUCCCGAUUGGCCAAUCCGUGAUCCGGUGAUAUUUCUGCAAUCUUGUCUUGCGGCUUGGCUGGAUGAAAUCGAAAAAAAACCUCCUUCAAUGUCCUUGGAACAGGCAUUCGAGAUUUUAGAAUUGGUUUACGAUGAAGAAACAUUGAAGAGUAAAUCAACGAUUCGACGCGCUUAUUUCAAAUUGGCUCAAAAAUAUCAUCCAGAUAAAAAUUCUCAAGGUCGUGAAAUUUUUGAGCGAAUAAAUGGUGCUUAUGAACUUUUGACAUCAAAUGUAAAACUUCGAGGAUCAUUGCCUGAUAUCGACAGAAUUAUUCUUUGUAUACAAGCUCAAUCAAUUGUAUAUAGGAGAUACUGUAAAGAAUUAUCUCCAUUUAAAUAUGCGGGAUAUGUCCAGCUAAUUCGAACAAUUGAACUGGAAUCAAAAGAUGAUUUUCUUUUUGCAAGUGGUGGUGGAAAUCUACUUUGUGCUGCUGUUGAAUUAUGUAAAUAUACACUAAUAAGCUCAGCUUUAAAUUCGGAACAACUAAGGCGUGAUGGUGGUUUAGAGAUAUUAAUCAAUGCUUUGGAUCGUUGUGCACCUAUGGUCAAUAUUAGUUCCGAAGAAAAUGAUAUGCCUGCCAAGGUUUGUGCCCACAUUUUGCAUUGCUUUGAAACUGCAGCACGAUUUGAAUCUUGCCGUGAAAAAAUCUCUGAAUUACCAACAGUUUUCAGCAAUAUUUGUCGAUUAUUGCAAUUCAAUAAAUGCAUUCGAGUCGCAUGUGCUGCAGCUGAUUGCGUUUGUUCAUUUUCUGUAUGUACGCUUCUUCAAAUGCAACUUUUUCAAGCUGGUGUUAUUUGGCAACUGCUACCGCAUCUUUUUCGAUAUGAUUAUACUCUUGAUGAAGGAGGAGUGAAACAUAGCGAGGAAAAUAAUUUGCAAUCUCUAUGUAAUAAAUUGGCCCGCAGAUGUUGCGAAGCUUUAGCGUGUUUAGCCGGUUUCCGUGAAAGUACACCUGAAAAUGACGGUGUGCAUAAUAGCCUUCGAGCAAUGCUUACGCCUUUUAUUUGUCAUUCGAUGAAACAUUGUGAUAAUGAUUUUGUUUUGAAAUUACUUAACAGCAACACAAGAAAUCCCUAUUUAUUGUGGGACGGUGCGACACGGUCUGAAGUACUCGAAUUUGUUGAAUUACACCGCACAUCAAAUGAAAAAGUGAGUGAAUUAUUUGGUGCUGAAUUUAAAAUGUCAGUCUAUGCGAAAGAAUUGAUUAUUGGUAAUAUAUUUGUUAAAAUUUACAACGAGCAGCCUGAUUUUAAACUUUAUGAACCAAAACAAUUCUGCAUCGAUAUUUUGCAAUUCUUAGAUGUUAAUUCUAAAAAACUGAUAAAUAAUGAAGAUCAUGAAAGUAUUAAUACUAAUUCAUCCGUCGAUUUUGCGAAUAAAUCUGAUUCGAAGACCGAUGUGAUGUCUCUUGUGGAUGAAGCUCUAAAGGCUCUUAUAAAUUUGUUGAUGUUCAAUAUAGGUAGCUUUUUAAAAUUUAUAGAACAAUAUUCAAUGGAUCUUAUUUUCUUCAUGUUUGUCCCAGAGAUUAUUGUGGAUGAAGCUCUUUUAUUUUUAUUUUGCAGGUCUGGAAAUAUAAUUUCUUUGUCUGCAAAUAAUCGCGAUUGUGUGUCGGAUAUCGCUACGUCUUCUCAAUCACCAAUUUUGUUUGGACUAAUUAUUGAAAACCCGAAAACAAUACCUAUGGUGCUCAAAACUGCGAUUGCUUUGUCUUCAAAUGGGAAAAUAGUUAAACAAAUGUUAGAAUUCGGCGAUUUACUUUAUAUUCUGAUAAUAUUCUUCGAUUCACAACUUGAAAUGGAAUCGCGCAUUGCAUCGGCUGAACUGUUGGCUAAACUACAAUGUGAUAAAUUAUCUGGUCCUCGCUGGAAUCGUUUUAUAACGAGAUAUUUGCCUCCUAUUUUUGCGGAUGCUUUGAGGGAUUCUCCAUGUGCUGCAGUAACGAUGUUUGAUUCAAAUCACGAAAAUCCAGAAUUAAUUUGGAACGAUGUUGUUCGUGAAACUUUGAAAACAGCAGUUUUAAAUAGUUGCAAAAAACUUUACGCAGUGCAACAGCCUGAAUAUUCCACAAAAUGGGAUGAGAAAGCUGAUAAUACAUAUGUUUGUGAUAUUGGAAAUGCAGAAAUAGUUGUUGCCGGUGUUUUUCUUCGGCUUUUCAUUGCCAAUCCGUCGUGGCAAGUGCGUCAUCCUAAGCAAUUCGCAACAGAAUUAAUGGAACAUGUACUCGAACAACUGAAGCAACCUACUUCUGCUUUGGAUUUGGUGACUUCAGCUUUUAUCGCCUUUCUCAGAAACCAUCCAAUUGUUGCAGAUCAGUUACCAGCUCAAGGCUAUUUGCCGCAGUUUUGUUCAGUAAUGAAAUCCACUAAUGCAGUGACUUCUUAUCCAGCAAUUAUCAUUUUUUCUCUGCUAGCCGAAAAUGAGUAUUGCGCAGAUUCAUUCGCAAAACUGAAUUGUAUUGAUGGGUUAUUGAAUUCUAUGAAAUAUCAGCCGACUCUGAUUUUCGAGAGUGCUCAUGCUUUAAAAUGUUUGGCGAAAAGAAAUUGUGGUGAAUUAGCUGGCCAAAUACUAUCUUCAGAAAUAAUCAAUUAUUUGCUCGACUUGCUUCGUGGUAAAAUGACAGGCGUCACUAAUCCUGCAGCAGCAAAGGCUGAAAUAGUUGACGCUCUCAAGGCACUGUGCUUGGAUUUACAAUUUGGUGAAGAAAUACAAGCUGCUUUAAACAAAUCUUCAAUUUGGUCACAAUAUAAAGAUCAGCGACAUGAUUUAUUUUUGCCAGCUCCUCAAGUGCAAGCAAUUGGAAGUUAG
This is a messenger RNA of Dracunculus medinensis (Guinea worm), 4980 nucleotides long. The record is from the annotation of a GenBank genome assembly. NCBI's taxonomy places the organism in Eukaryota, Metazoa, Nematoda, Chromadorea, Rhabditida, Dracunculidae.